Paramecium sonneborni is the source of this 1439-nucleotide messenger RNA. NCBI's taxonomy places the organism in Eukaryota, Ciliophora, Oligohymenophorea, Peniculida, Parameciidae. The record is from the annotation of a GenBank genome assembly.
AAAUGAUUAAUUAAUAAUCUGAUAAAAAAUUUGUCGAAAUUCUGACACCAAUUUUAUCAGAUUAAGAAGAGGAGAAUUCGAAUGAGAAACAAUACUAGACUUUGUAAAUGAGUAUUUAAUAAUAAUAGAUAACUUUUGUAUAUGUCUCCUAAUUUAUUGAUUAAAUUAUGGCCUGAUAUCAAGAAGUAAUUAGGAUUUUUAAAGUCAGCAUACAAUAAUUUGACUCCUUUUGGUGUGUAAUAAAUAAUAGAAGAUAUUUACUGUUUGCAUUUCCCAAAUGUAAAAUAUUUGAAUUAAACUAAGCCAUAAUAAAUUAAGAACAAAAUUAAUUUCAAAAAUUUCUCUCUAGCUUUAGAUGGAUUUCCAUAAAAAAAAGAAUUCUUAUAAAAAAUACCAUAAAUAGCUGAUUUGGCUCUAAAAUUAGAUUAUGAGUUUAAAGAUUAUCUGAGCAUGCUUUUAGAUAGAGUAGAGUUAAAAAGAAUAUAAGUAGCAAUAUUAUUGGCAAACAUGUUUUUAUGUUCGAUGCACUUAUAACCUGAUUUUAGAGCAUUGCCUCCAGUUUUUGUAAUGGGAAGAUUAUUUAAUAGAUAAAGUGAAGAUAGUGCAUAAAAUAAUAAUAAGAUUUAAAAGAUAAGAUGUUUAUUUUAUUAUUUUUUGCAUGUAUUUUCACCAGAUUUUAAAGAAUAAGAAAAAAUAGUAUUUAUAAGAAAAAAGCAAAAUUUGACAAUAGGUAGUAAUCCAUUAUGUGAAUUUAUAUAUUGUGAGUAUGGAUAGAUGGAGAAUGCAUCAGAUUUUUAUAUAGUUGAUUUUGCAAAUAAAAAAAUAGGUGGUGGAGUAUUAAAUUUAGGAUGUGUGUAAGAAGAGAUAUUAUUUUUAUGUCAUCCUGAAGCAUUAGCAUCAUUAUUAAUAACAACAGAAAUCCAACAAGAUGAAUCAAUAAUUAUAGAGAAAGUUAAUAGACUUAUAAUGUAUGAUGGCUAUAGAGAUAAAUUUGAAUGUAAGGGUACUGUUAAAUAAAUUAGAAGUGUGAAUUUUAUUGUAAGAAAUUAUUAUUAUUAUGAUAGUGUAUAGAUGCUGGAGAUUAUAGUGAUAAUUACUCUUAUUAAUAUAAAAAUUACAAAAGAGAAUUGAUUAAAUCAUAUAGUGGGUUUUAUGGAAUCCAAAAGAUAUGUACUGGAAAAUGGGGUUGUGGAGCUUUUGGAGGUGAAUGGCAAUUAAAAGCUUUAAUACAAUGGGUUGCUGCAUCGUUAGGAGGAUGCCAAUAAUUACUUUUUAUUAAUGAUGAAUCUUACCCAUUCAAUUAGGCAUUCAAUUUGAUAAAAAGCCUAAAUUCUAAUUAAUUAUGGGAAUAAAUAUAAAAAUAUUGUUAGAAAAAAUAACAAGAUGAAUUAAGCAAUAUAAAUGCUAUUGAUUUUAUAUUGUCUCAAAAAUAAUUUUGA